AAAUAAACAAGUGAUUAUCAACUGACCAGGUUUUGGAGUGACCCUGGGAAUGAUCUUCAAGGAACCGGCCACCAUCAACUACCCCUUCGAGAAAGGUCCCCUCAGUCCCAGGUUUCGUGGGGAGCAUGCCCUGCGGCGCUACCCCUCCGGUGAGGAGAGAUGUAUUGCCUGCAAACUGUGUGAAGCCAUUUGUCCUGCACAGGCCAUCACUAUAGAGGCGGAGGCGCGGUCUGAUGGCAGCAGGCGUACGACGAGAUACGACAUCGACAUGACAAAAUGUAUCUACUGUGGCUUCUGUCAGGAGGCCUGUCCUGUUGAUGCCAUCGUGGAGGGUCCGAACUUUGAAUACUCCACCGAGACCCGAGAAGAGCUGCUGUACAACAAGGAGAAACUCCUCAACAAUGGGGACAAGUGGGAGGCGGAGAUAGCCGCUAAUCUACAGGCCGACUAUUUGUAUAGAUAGACACGAGGUUGAGAGACAUUCUGAACCAUGCCAAUCAGCUGACGUCACACACAGAGGCUCAAGACAACGUAGAGGUCAACCAGGAAGUCAACAUUCGGGCAACACAGUGUAUUGGGAUGACCUGCACUUCACUACAAUUGUCCAGUGUACAUGUACUUUGUUUUGUGUUUUAUGCCUUCAUUGCCCUAAGCCUUUGUGUACAAAGUGUUGCUGGUUGCCAUGGUGAAGCAGAACGAAUGAGAGACUUUGCCGCCAUCUUGGAGCUCCGUGUGAAUACAGUUGUAGUGAGCUUAUUUAUGUUGAAGAUUAAUUGUGUCUCUCUGUUUGUACAUAAAACCUGCGAUGUAACUCAGACUCUUGACAGUGGUGGAGACAGCUGUGGAUCGUGACUGGAGAAACACAAAUAAAAUAUAUUAUGUUC
Molecule: messenger RNA, 884 nt
Organism: Haliotis rubra (blacklip abalone)
Lineage: Eukaryota; Metazoa; Mollusca; Gastropoda; Lepetellida; Haliotidae
Product: NADH dehydrogenase [ubiquinone] iron-sulfur protein 8, mitochondrial
Exons: 3
Coding region: 50-463 (137 amino acids)
Biological process (GO): mitochondrial electron transport, NADH to ubiquinone; mitochondrial respiratory chain complex I assembly
Cellular component (GO): membrane
Molecular function (GO): NADH dehydrogenase activity; 4 iron, 4 sulfur cluster binding
Source: RefSeq, a predicted model, not a curated record